Pistacia vera is the source of this 1834-nucleotide messenger RNA. Its product is annotated as polygalacturonase At1g48100-like. The record is from RefSeq and is a predicted model, not a curated record. The transcript is spliced from 7 exons. Gene Ontology annotation, biological process: carbohydrate metabolic process. Lineage: Eukaryota; Viridiplantae; Streptophyta; Magnoliopsida; Sapindales; Anacardiaceae. The coding region runs from base 36 to 1463 and encodes 475 amino acids. Gene Ontology annotation, molecular function: polygalacturonase activity.
ACUCUCUCUCUCUCUCUCUCUCUCUCUCUCUCCAUAUGAUGGAAAUGCAUAGUUUUAAGAGCCUUGCUUUGAUAAUUCUUAUUACGUUGUUUCUUUGGUCUGCAAGCUUUGAAACAUGCAGUGGUAGAGAAAUGAAACAGAGAGAUACGCCAGACUCAGAGUUUUUCUGGAAUAAGAAAGAAAAUGAGUUUGGUGGAAAUGACUUCCAUGAAAGCAGAAAACCAAAGUUUAUGUAUGAUAAUUUCCAACCAUACAAAAGUGUGAAGAACGCUGCCACUUUUAAUGUAUUAAACUUUGGAGCUAAAGGUGAUGGCCACACUGAUGACACAAAGGCAUUCGAAGCAGCUUGGGAAGCGGCUUGUAAAGUUGAAGCUUCAACAAUGGUGGUUCCAAAUGGUUUUGUAUUCCUCGUCGGACCUGUUUCCUUUUCAGGCCCUGAUUGUGAACCAAAUAUUAUAUUUCAGCUGGAUGGGAAGAUCAUAGCUCCAACAAGCUCUCAAGCUUGGGGUUCAGGCCUUUUACAGUGGCUAGAAUUCACCAAGCUUAAAGGCAUUACCGUAAAAGGUAAAGGUGUCAUUGACGGACAAGGCUCAGUCUGGUGGGCCGACUCGCCCAAACACCAUCCAACAGAUGAUUCAAUGAGCUAUGAAGAUGCAAAGAUGCCCAGCACCAAGCCAACGGCACUAAGGUUCUAUGGAAGUGACGGCGUGACAGUCACAGGCAUAACCAUUCAAAACAGCCCUCAAACCCACCUCAAAUUUGAUGCCUGCACAAAUGUUCAGGUUUCCAGUUUCACAACUUCAUCUCCAGGUGACAGCCCCCACACAGAUGGAAUCCACCUGCAGAACUCCCAAAAUGUGCUCAUUUAUAGCAGCACUCUUGCUUGUGGAGAUGAUUGUGUAUCUAUACAAACUGGAUGUUCAAACGUAUACAUUCACAACGUGAACUGUGGACCUGGACAUGGAAUUAGCAUUGGGGGGCUAGGAAAGGACAGCACCAAAGCAUGUGUUUCAAACAUAACUGUUCGAGAUGUCGUAAUGCAGAAUACAUUAACCGGUGUCAGAAUAAAGACAUGGCAGGGAGGCUCAGGCUCCGUGCAACAAUUAAUGUUCUCAAACAUUCAAGUCUCAGAUGUCGAAACUCCAAUCAUGAUUGAUCAAUACUACUGUGACAAGAGCAAAUGCCAGAAUGAAAGUUCAGCCGUGUCUGUAUCAGGUAUAAACUACAUAAAUAUCCGAGGAACCUAUACACAAAAACCUGUGUACUUUGCUUGCAGUGACAGCUUGCCAUGCACUGGUAUAUCUCUAACUACCAUAGCACUAAAACCAUCUGAAGAGUACCAGCAACCAUUGUGUUGGGAAACAUAUGGAGAACUGAAAACAAGCACUGUACCUCCAAUUACCUGUUUGCAAACUGGCAAACCCUCAAAAUCCAGUGUUCCUUACAACAGUGACUCUUGCUAGAAUCAGACUAGCUUUACUGUGGUGUAGGGAAGAUUUCGUGCUCUGCCUCUGUUCAUAGCAGUAGCGCAUGUUAGUGUCAAAUAUGAUGCCACUGUCAAAUCAUAGUAGUGCACAGGAACUUUUAUUAGGGAUACAGCAGUUCCUAAAGCAGCAGAUUACACAAUAUUGUAAUAUUCUAAAUGCAUAAUACAAAAGGUGUUGUAUGUUCUUUUAAUGGAAAGUAUAUAAAUUAAGUUAGCUGAAUCUGUUAUCACACAAAAUGAUACAGGACAACCUAGAGAUGUUAAGGAUUUAAAAUUAGUUUCCUAUUUCCUUAAGAUUUUUAUGUUGAUUUUAUUUCCUAGCCAGUCUUUUUUCAUUUUCUAUAAAAA